AUGGCAGAGAAACAGCGAGGCUACGAUGUCAUCUGCUUCAUGGCAAACAUCGGCCAGGAAGAGGACUUCGAAGCGGCCAAAGCGAAAGCGCUCAAGAUCGGUGCGAAGGAGUGCUACGUCGAGGAUGUCAUCGAUGAGUUCGUUCGAGAGCUGUGCUUCCCUGCCAUCCAAUGUAACGCCUCAUACGAGAACGUCUACCUGCUCGGUACCUCCCUCGCCCGACCUGUCAUCGCUCGCGCUCAGAUCGCUGUUGCCCAGAAAGAGAACUGCCAAUUCAUCUCACACGGCUGCACAGGAAAAGGCAAUGACCAGGUUCGCUUCGAGCUGGCUUUCUAUGCUCUACAGCCCACGAUCAAGGUCAUCGCCCCGUGGCGUAUCCCAGAGUUCUACGAAACCUUUAAGGGCCGCAACGAUCUCCUAGACUACGCCGCAAAGCAGGGCAUUCCAGUGACCAGCACAAAGUCCGCUCCUUGGUCCAUGGACGAGAACCUUGCUCAUUGCUCCUACGAAGCCGGCAUCCUCGAAGACCCCGACGUCGAGCCGCCCGCAGAGAUGUGGAAACUCACCCAAUCACCCUUCACUGCCCCGGACGAGCCCGAGGACGUGACCAUCGAGUUCCGCAAAGGUCUACCCGUAAGCCUCAAGUCAGCCUCAACGGGCACUACCACAGCCCCAACCGAACUCUUCCUCGCCGCCAACGCCCUCGCCCGCAAGCACGGAGUCGGCCGCAUCGACAUCGUCGAGAACCGCUUCAUCGGCCUCAAGUCCCGCGGCUGCUACGAAACACCCGGCCUUACCAUCCUUCGCAACGCCCACAUCGACCUCGAGGGCUUGGUCAUGGACCGCGAAGUCCGCGGCCUGCGCGACCAGUUCGUUACCGUCAACUACUCCAAGAUCCUCUACAACGGCAUGUAUUUCAGUCCCGAGCGUGAAUUCCUGGAGGCCUCCAUUAUCGAGUCCCAGAAGCAGAUCAAUGGUCAAGUGCGCCUGAAGCUGUACAAGGGCAACUGCAUCAUCGUGGGCCGCAGCUCGGAGACGGAGAAGCUGUAUGAUGCGCAACAGUCGAGCAUGGAUGAGAUUGGCGAUUUCCAACCGAGUGAGACGGGCGGCUUCAUUACCGUGCAGGCCAUUCGGUUGAAGAAGUUUGGGCUGGCGAAGGAGGAGCGGGGGGAGAGUCUGGUCAAGCCUAGGAAGUAG
Molecule: messenger RNA, 1197 nt
Organism: Cyphellophora attinorum
Lineage: Eukaryota; Fungi; Ascomycota; Eurotiomycetes; Chaetothyriales; Cyphellophoraceae
Product: Argininosuccinate synthase
Exons: 2
Coding region: 1-1197 (398 amino acids)
Biological process (GO): urea cycle; L-arginine biosynthetic process
Cellular component (GO): cytoplasm
Molecular function (GO): argininosuccinate synthase activity; ATP binding
Source: RefSeq, a predicted model, not a curated record